This is a messenger RNA of Cervus elaphus (red deer), 4551 nucleotides long. It is a transcript of the gene LRGUK, whose product is annotated as leucine rich repeats and guanylate kinase domain containing. Gene Ontology annotation, cellular component: cytosol. The transcript has 16 exons. Bases 1 to 4077 code for a protein of 1358 amino acids. The record is from RefSeq and is a predicted model, not a curated record. Gene Ontology annotation, molecular function: GMP kinase activity; protein binding. NCBI's taxonomy places the organism in Eukaryota, Metazoa, Chordata, Mammalia, Artiodactyla, Cervidae.
AUGGCGACCUCCGGGAGAGAGCCCAAGUUUCCGAGGCCUUCCUCCCUCCAGGGAGGCAUGAGCAUUUCACGAACUGGAGCGCAGUCGAAAGUGCUGCACUCAGAAAAGGAUCGUUACUCUUGCUGGUCUCCUUUUCCCAUGGGGCAGAGACCGAAAAAUACUUUAUACAAAGCCUCCUCCUACCUGCUCCAGCACCUCAUUCACCGCUAUCAGGAGUCAGACGUGGACAGAAAUUACUACGACCUGGAAGAGGGCGAGGGUGAAGUGGAAUCCGAGGUGUCCUCAGAAUCCGAAAUGCUGAAUUUUGAGGGAGGAUUUGAUGGGGUCCUGAGAGAGGAGGUCGUGGCUGAGAAGCUCUACCAACUGGGGCGCUCAGGCUCUGGGACGGAGCAGGUCUAUCUCAGCCUGACUUUGUCAGAUCUUGACUUAACUGACGUUAGCAUCCUCUGUGGAUAUGUUCACCUACAGAAGUUGGAUCUUUCAGUAAAUAAAAUUGAAGAUUUGUCUUGUGUGAGCUGUAUGCCUUAUCUUCUAGAACUUAAUGCUUCUCAGAAUCACCUGAAAACAUUCUUCAAUUUCAAGCCACCCAAAAACCUCAAGCAGGUGGAUUUUUCCUGCAACCAGAUUUCAGAAAUGUGCAGUUUAUCGGCAUAUGAGUCUCUCACGAAGCUAAUUUUGGACAGCAAUGAGAUAACUGAAAUCAGUGGACUCGAGCUGUGUAGCAGUCUUACCUACCUUAGUUUGGCCAACAACAGGAUCACAACCAUUAAUGGCUUAGGCAUGUUACCAAUCAAAAUACUUUGUCUGAGCAAUAACCAGAUUGAGAAGAUCACAGGUUUGGAUGACCUAAGAGUCCUGCAGAUCCUCGAUCUGAGCCAGAAUCAGAUCAGUAGCCUCCAAGGCUUAGAGGGUCAUGAUUUCUUGGAAGUGAUCAACCUCGAGGAUAAUAAGAUUGCUGAGCUGGAUGAAAUAGAAUACAUUGAAAACCUACCUCUCCUUCGAGUUCUCAAUCUCCUAAGAAAUCCAAUUCGGGAAAAACCUGACUAUUGGUCCUUCGUCAUUUUUAUGCUACUUCGAUUAACAGAAUUGGAUCAGAAGAAGAUUAAAGUGGACGAAAAGAUCUCGGCCGUGAAUAAAUACAACCCUCCCCCGGAAGUGGUCGCGGCCCAAGACCACAUGACCCAUGUGGUCAACAGCGUGAUGCAGCCACAGAAGAUCUUUGACAGCACCCUGCCGAGUCUGGAUGCCCCGUAUCCCAUGCUGGUAUUGGCCGGUCCUCAAGCAUGUGGUAAACGAGAACUCGCUCACCGCCUCUGCAGACAGUUCAGCACUUACUUCAGAUACGGGGCCUGUCACACCACCAGACUGCCUUACUUUGGAGAAGGAGAUCGGGUUGAUUAUCAUUUUAUCUCUCAAGAAGUUUUUGAUGAAAUGCAAAACACGGGGAAAUUCAUUCUAACCUAUAAUUAUGGUAAUCACAAGUACGGAUUAAGUAGGGACACCAUAGAAGGUAUCGCGAGAGAUGGCUUAGCAAGCUGUGUUCAUAUGGAAAUAGAAGGUGUAAGAAGUUUAAAACAUUCCUAUUUUGAGCCUCGAUAUAUCCUGGUGGUACCCAUGGACAAGCAAAAAUAUGAGGGCUACUUGAGGAGAAAAGGAUUAUUCAGUCGUGCAGAGAUUGAAUUUGCUGUCUCCAGAGUGGACCUUUAUAUUAAAAUUAAUCAGAAAUAUCCAGGAUACUUUGAUGCAGUAAUCAAUGCAGAUGAUCUGGAUGUUGCCUACCAAAAGCUGAGUAAGCUCAUUAGAGAAUACCUUGGAUUUUCUGAGGUAACUGCCAAGAGUUUGGUUCCAACCACAGGAGCUCCCUCUAGCAAGAAGACUGCCUCUGGGGUGCCGGCACACUUGGUUCCAUCCCCAAGGCGCUUGGCGAAACUGCAAGCGGAUGGCCAGGUAACAGAGCAUCUCUCUGGAAUGCAGAUCCCCACAAAGAUCCCUGAAAAUCAGAGCCUAGCUCCCUCCCAGAACCAGGAGCUGACUCAGGAGGGAGCAGCCCCUCCAAAGGGGCUUUCUCCCGAGAGCCAGGUCAGCACUGAGCCUCCUGCAGAGCCCAGCCCGUCAGCGCCUGGUCUCCCCCAGAAGGCCCAAGACUUAUCCCCAAACCAGAAGGAAGCCGAUGCUCAACAAUCAGCUCUUUCUUCAACAACAGCAACCACAGAUCUGCCUGAGAACGAGGCCCGGACAUCCGAGGUGAAAGCAGGUGAAGAGGGGCAGCCUGCCACCACUCCCUCCCAAGGGCCUCUUCAGCCUCCUGACCCACCGCCAGCCCAGGGCCCUCAGCUGGCUCAGGAUGAAGAAUCAGGGGAGGCCAGGGUAACCCCCAGCAGCCCUCCCUGCUCUGAACUUCCACAGGGAUCUGACCCAGCAUCCUUCGGCCCCCAGGGAAUCCAGGAGGGGGAAACCGGGUCAGCCAGCCUGCCAGCCAACAGUUCCCAUCAUGAUCCUCCCAGAGAUCCCUCUGGCCCUGACGAGGUCACACCUGGACCACCUCCGGGAGACUCUCAAGAACCUUCCGAGGAGGGAGUCCCCAAAGCGGAAGUUGCCCGGGUCGACACACCUUACCCAGAAAUGCCACAUCCCCAGGACUCAACAGAUACCCCACAGACCCAGGACAGGGGGGACCCCAUGACUCUGACUCCCAGAAGCUGGCUGGCUCCCACCAGGCUGCCCCAGCCCCGGGUCCUUGCUCCGUUCCAGAGUCGGAGGCCCACGCCCAAACUCCUGUCACCCAGCAGGGACGAGGCCCUCGGAACAGCCUCAGAUCAAACCGUGACUCCCUCUCCCAGGCCCCUGCUAGCUCAGGACGGAGACCCCAGUAAACUUCCUCUCAUCAGCUCCCCCCAUUCCAAACAGCCCGCCAACCCGAGCCCCCAUCAGGGCCCCAGCCCCCAGCAAGUCCAGGAAGAGAAAGUCCGGGAGGUGAAACUGCCUCUUAUCAGUCCUCCAGUGCAGGAGCCAUCAGCUGCCCCCCACCCACCCCAGGAAGGGGAGACCCACUUAAUCAAGCUCCCCCGAAUUUCCACUCCUUUCUCAGAACAGCUGCCUCAGAACAUGGCUUCUUCUGAUUCGAGGUCUGCCAAGGAAAGGCAGACUCCCAAGGCAGGCCACUCCUCCAGCAAGAAGAUUCCAGAUACGCAUGCCUCACCCCAAAACCACGAGCCAGGACAGCCUAUAGGAGCUAGGAAAAAAAAACUUCCUGGCCACAGAGAGACAGCUAAAGGGCCCGCACACCUGAAAAGGGCGCCACCUGGAGGCCACCAUGCAGCCUUGCAGCCAGAAUCCCAGAGGAAGCCAACCCUCCUCAGGCCCCCCAGACACCCCAACCCCAGCCUUCCCCGGAGCCCUCAAGGGCAUCGGAGAGGAAAAGUCCAGACACCAGACAUUCCUGAACCACCCAACACUGAACCAGUGCCUAAAGAUGCCCAGGUCCAGGAAGAGAAAAGGGGAAACGUACUUCAUUCCAGGAAAAAGGUCGAUGCCAACCUCCCUGCAGAUGACCUGGUUCAGAAGGGAGCCAGGUCAAAGAAAGGACCAGCUUUGAAAAGACAGGAUUCUGGAGGAUUAUCUCAAGAAAACACAACUACCCUCAGUGGUGAUCAAGCAACUCCAGAAGGUCAACCCCCUCACAGGAGAACCCCCCAGAAUGAGGAGGUCUCUGCAGAGUCAGUAUCGGAGGGCUCUGCUGCCUGCGAGCAUCCGAGGAGAAAAAAAGAGGAUCACAGAAGGGAUAGGUCUCAGACAGGAGAGACUUCUUCGGAUCCCCCAGGGCAGGACGGCAUGGCCCCCAUCCAGCAGCCUGUCAGAGACACACAAGCUGAGCAGGGAGCCAGCCAGACUGGGCCAAGCUCUGUCCAGAGGGACCGUGCUUCCAGGCAGCAAACCAAAGAGAGAGGCACCUGGAAACACAGGGGAGCCCCAGGGAACACCAGCCCGGCUGCACCCCAGAACCAGGCAUCUGCUGGGGAGCAGGGCAACUGGAAGGGAAGGCUUCGAGCUCGGGGCAGUCAGAGCACCAAGGUGUGAGCCGUCGUGGGGCCACCAGGUCAUUGACAUCUGUGCCCCCUAAAGCCAUGGAAAGCUACGGUCAGGGCCCUACAGUCUAUAUAGCAGCUUCCUCCUGCAACCCCUAGUCAGUGUAGCUGGGAAGGCCUACCACUGGAUUCUUAGAAGGCAGCUGAUCUAUACACUUCAGUAUCUCCUUUGAGGCUUGCCAUCGCAGCCUGGAAAAGCAGCCCUGUGGUGGUGGGGUACGCCAGCAAGUGGUUCCCCCGCUCCAGCAGAUAGAGCAAGUCUGAAGGGUUGGUAUCAGCAAAGAUGCUUUGUGUCCAGACUUACAUGAAUUCCAACAUGAUUGUAGGCUCUGUCUGAAGCAAUGCCUUAUAGCCACUAAGUUUUCUUUUGUUGCUGUUCUUCAGUCGCUCAGUUGUGUCCAACUCUUUGCAACCCCAUGGACUGCAGCACGCCAGGCUCCCCUGUCCUUCUUCACCUCCCGGAGUU